CUUAAGGCAGGCAUGUUCAAAGUGUGACCUGUGGCCAAAGGCAGCUCGGCCCCGCGGAGUGAGUUUCAUGUGGAACUCCACACAUUAUUGAUUAAUUAAGUAAGUUCAAGUUGCGUUUUGUCACCUUUUAAAGUGCUGUGUCUUAGACGAUAUACAAGAAAGCCUUGCUAUGUUAUUAAUUAUUGUUAUUUCAAUGAACUGCUGAUUUUUUUUAAGGUCUAAUAUGUCACUGAAAAUUAAAAACUGUACUGUAUGUGUGAUUUUGUUUUAUUUUUGUGACAUUUGUACAUGAUCUACCUGCCCUGAUGGAUGUCGAGGGUGUUUCUCUUUCAUCAGCUGUAUGACUGUGCCUCAUACACCCGGACUUCAAAAAACCUGAACUAUCACUUUAAGUUUAAUUUACAUUUGAGUAGGUCAAGCCUUUCUUCAGUUUACACAGUUUCCAGUUUCUUUCGUCUCACACUGUGUGUUUUCUUUAAUCACUGAGUAUCAACGCUUCUGUUCUGAGAAGAGUUAUGUCGCACACACACCUGCUCACUGCUUUCUACUCCACCUAACUCUGUCCACACUCUGAUUUCAAUCUCUCUUGUUGUUACACUGACUCUUUCUUGGCUCUCUCUGCAGCAGCAGUGACCCAGUAUGACGGAGAACCUGGGGCUCCACGUUAGGUCCUCUGGUCCCUCCAGACUAUUCAUGCACCAAGAGCCAACUCUGCUGCCCCCGUGUUUCCACCUCCUUCCAGACCACCCUGCCCUCUCUGCUCUAGGCGAUCAUGUCCCUCAAUGGUUCACUUCCUAACAACGAUAAUCCCGCACACAUGGACGUCCCGGUGGCCCCGUCGUACAGGAUGAUAAACACAACACAGACCAACAAUCACAGAAAAGGCAAAGAAGUCCAAGCUGAAGCCCGCUCAGGUCAUUCGACCCCCGUCAAGUCUCUGAGAACUCAUAAUGAGCUUCACAAGGAACUGCUACUGACCCACAAGAAGGGUCUGGCACUGAGCAGCAGAUCAGAACUUCAGCAGGUGCUGGAGAGGAGGAAGAGGGUGCAGAGUGACCAGGUGGACGAGGGACAGAGCAGGACUCCUCUGGAGGACGUGCUGCUGAGACGUCAGCAGAAACAACUGGAGAAGGAGAAGAAACACGGAGAAAAAGAACAAGAGGAAGCCCAACUGAUGGAGUUUGUCAGAGUGAGACAGAACCUCAGAAAGAUCCACUCUGUGAUGCAGAACAAGGCUGGGAACCUCUAGAAUGCCACAGAGGACCUUAAAUGCAUCAUGAACUCUGGUUGAAUUUAACAUCCUCUGGUUGUACCCUGCAAAAGUAACAAUGUAUGAUUAAUGAUUUGUAAAACAUGAAGAUACACAAUCUGAUGGAAACAGUUUGCUUUUAUAUCUGUUCAAAGAAGCUGCAGCUCUGGACGUCACAAGAUUCACUUUGUUUACACCGCCAUGUUGGCAGGAAAAGGUUUAGCAGACAUGAAUGGUGCUAGUGACCGUUUCAAGAUGUCAGAGUUCACUGUGCUCUUCACGGCUCUGGAGGGGAUUUUCAUGGAAACAGCCGGACCAGAGAAUAUUCUGGACAUGAUGUACAUUUUAAACUUUCUGCUAAACUUUUCCUUAACAUACUUAACAUACUGGAUAGUGUGACAUCAGCUACCGGUGCUCAACAGCAGGUUGUGGAAACCAGCAUGG
This is a messenger RNA of Solea solea (common sole), 1693 nucleotides long. Its product is annotated as protein FAM107B. The record is from RefSeq and is a predicted model, not a curated record. Lineage: Eukaryota; Metazoa; Chordata; Actinopteri; Pleuronectiformes; Soleidae. Bases 773 to 1249 code for a protein of 158 amino acids. Gene Ontology annotation, biological process: regulation of actin cytoskeleton organization; actin filament bundle assembly; actin filament polymerization. Gene Ontology annotation, cellular component: synapse; neuron projection; stress fiber. The transcript is spliced from 4 exons.